Cylindrotheca closterium is the source of this 1725-nucleotide messenger RNA. The record is from the annotation of a GenBank genome assembly. NCBI's taxonomy places the organism in Eukaryota, Bacillariophyta, Bacillariophyceae, Bacillariales, Bacillariaceae.
AUGGAGAACGAAAUAACAGAUCCUAUCGUCUUUCGUUCCUUGUCGGAAAACCAAAAGAAAUUGGUGGCCGUAUUGCCAAUUCCUUCAGCCAUUCUGAGUUUGAUUGGUAGUUCGAUCAUUGUGUAUAUGGGAUUGCAAUCCAGGAAGAACCCGUCCAAGAAAUGGACUCCGUACAACCGAUUGGUGACUGCAAUGAGUUUCUUUGACAUUAUCACGUCCAUAACUUUGGCUCUGGCGUCCUUCCUUUAUCCCAAAGAGACCUCCGACAAAGCUUGGGUGUUUGGAAAUGAAACUACCUGUUCUGCAGUUGGAUUCUUUCAGCAACUGCUAUAUGCUGUGAUUCUCUAUUAUGGCUCUCUUUCGGUCUACUUUGUUUUGACGGCUCGAUUCGGUUUCAGCAACAAACAAGUCGCCAAGCGGAUUGAACCGUUCAUGCACAUCUUUUGUUUUGGAUAUCCCUUAGUCACGGCGUUCGUCGGUCUCUUUUUGUCGGCUUAUUCAGAGCCAGAGAUUGGAUUGGGAUGCUGGGUCAAGAGAUGGCCCAAGCGUUGCGUGUCGUAUCGAGAACCAAUCGGCUCGGAAGAAAAAUGUCGAUCGGAGGUGGUUGGUUGGAUAUUAGGAGGAUGGGUCGGAGUGAGUGUGUUUGUACUAGCCUUGCUGAACACGGUCAUUCUCUUUAUCCAUGUCCGGAGACAAGAACAAAAGGCAAAAGCAUUGGAAAGACAAGCGACAAGAACAAAAGGUGAUGAGAGGCUCGAUAGACCGUCUCUGUACAGAACGGAAAUGUUGAAAUACGAGGAAGAGGAAAAGAGUGACGCAUUGAUCACAUCUGUGAGAACGGUGCCGCCAAGAACCAACAGCACAGACGAUCUUGCGGAUCAAUCGAGACAACUCAAACGGUUGAAGCUUGUUCUAACUCAGGCACUUUUAUAUUUCCUAAGUUUUGUUUUGACGAGUGGGACGUCACAGUUGCCACGUCUAAUAGAAAGCUUUCCCGAUACCGCUGUGGACGAGAAGGAGCUUCCAUACAAUUUAUAUGGCCUAGUAUUGGCCCAAUGCAUUCUCUAUCCACUGCAAGGCUUCACAAAUAUGCUGGUGUACAUACGACCAAAAUACCUGGCGAUUGCCACUGAGAAUCCAAAGGAAUCAAGACUGUGGGUGUUCAAAAGGGCAGUCUUUGGCAGAGACGACAACAUUGACACAUCUGGGCGUGACGGCGACAAUAAUGACGAAUUACAAAAGUCAGAAGAUGAUACCCGAAAACCUUCGUCCGCCGAUGGAACAGAAGUGCCCAGCAUUCCGUCACCCAACCAACCCAUAAAGAAAGCCGUCUCGGCUGGUGGUGCAUCGGUCGCUUCGGUAUCUUCCGUGGCGACUGGAAGCCAAGAGAUGAAGGAAGUCAUGGAGCGGGCCAAACGCCGUCUGGAACGAUACAAGGCGGAUCGGCUGACGAAAGAAUCAUCAGACAGAAGUCUGAAAGAGGGUUACGAGCCUGGAAGCCCCCCAGCAGACAUGAUGUCCCCAAUUGCAAAAGUUAGAGCCAAGCUCAAGUUGGAAUCUGCUGGCUUUUCCAAUCCUUUGGAUGAUUUCGACGAGCCCCGUCCAGUGCCAGAAUUUUCAGGAGGUCCCAGCAUUAGGGGAAAGGGUGGAACUGGUCCGUCCACAAUCCGAAUGGAUGGAUCCAUUGUGGCAGCUGCUGCGGACAGUUCCGGGUUUUCCAAUUAG